Messenger RNA from Thermothielavioides terrestris NRRL 8126, 1703 nucleotides. RefSeq lists its product as uncharacterized. Bases 394 to 1413 code for a protein of 339 amino acids. The transcript is spliced from 2 exons. The record is from RefSeq and is a predicted model, not a curated record. Lineage: Eukaryota; Fungi; Ascomycota; Sordariomycetes; Sordariales; Chaetomiaceae.
GUACUUACAGAACUAAACCGAGCCGAAAUUCAGAAUCCAUCAUCCCGCGUGGCCAGGUACGACUCCGGGCAAGCCGAGGACUGCCGUUCCAUAUGACGAGCCAGCGUGCUUUUCUUCUGUGUCAGCCAGCGCCGUCCUCAGCUGCCACGAGUGGCAUGCUGGCCGGCCCAGGCCAGGGCGGCUCACGGCUCAGAUGCCUGCUCCUUUCGCCUUGUUGUCGGGUUGACUUGUGGUUCCCAACUCGAACAGAGCCGAGGGUGAUGAAACAAACGUGCAGGUCCGAGGUCAAUCCACAAUCUGCCGUAACGCACUAAAAAGGCGGUGUGGUCAGGAAUUCAGACUGUCACCCCGAGUUCUCCCGCCUCGGACGUCUUGAAAGACACGAUGUGCGCGAUGCCCCCGGCGUUCCAGAUCAGCCCGCAAGUUGCCCGCUUUUGCUGGCAGGUCUUGCAGUUGGACAGCGCCCCGGAGUUCCCGGACGCUGAGCUGCUCCGCGCCGAAGACGUACAGGAGGCCAUCUACGAGCGCGUAUUUGACGAUGCCGUCGCCUUGCCUCUUCCGCGGCGGUACCAGCUGCGAAUUUUGACGGAGCUGAUCGCCAGGAUUGAGUCUGCCAUCGAGGACUGGGACAAGCAUGGCAUCGCGGACAGCCUCACGUCGGCAUUGUCGCGGUUGCUUUCACAGCCACUGCCGUCCGAGAUGGAAGCCGCGCAGCAGAGAUCCUAUGUGACUUACCAUCUCUCGCUUCUUCAAGCACCCAUUGACAACCCGCACAUCACCCUCUUGGAAGCUCGCUCCCUCAUCGCCGCGUCGGGAACUACCGGAUUGCGCACCUGGGAGGCGGCGCUGCAUCUCGGGCAGUAUCUCUGCGUCAACCCUUCCCUUGUCAGGGACAAACGCAUCCUCGAGCUGGGCACGGGAACGGGUUAUCUCGCGGUGCUGUGCGCCAAGUAUCUCGGCGCAGAGCAUGUCAUCGCAUCGGAUGGAUCCGGCGAGGUUGUCAACAAGCUGGCCGACAGCUUCUUCCUCAACGGCCUCCAGGGAUCCGACAGGGUCUCAGCAACGGAACUGAAAUGGGGCCAUGCUCUCCUAGGCACGGAAGAGGACGCAUGGAACGGAGGCAGGCAUGUGGACAUGGUGCUCGGCGCGGACAUCACCUACGACGUGAGCGUGAUUCCGGCUCUGGUCGCGACGCUGCAGGAGCUGGCACGCCUUUUCCCGGGCAUUUCCAUCCUGAUUGCCGCGACGGAGCGGAACAGGGCGACCUUUGAGAACUUCUUGGACGUCUGCGGAAAACGAGGCUUCGCUUUGGCCAACGAGCCGUUCCCGGUGCCGCCGAGGAAGGCGCAGAACGGGCCGUUCUACAAUGAUCAGAGUCCCAUACACAUCUGCAAAUUGAAAUCCAAAUGGUGAGAUCUUGUGCUGCAAGUGGGUGCAAAGUCCCACACAAAACGAAUGGAGAAUUGGGGGGCGACUGUGUUUGGUGCGGGGUCACACCAGAUGUCGGAUGGAUUACGCCUCAAAUUUGCGGCCACAACUUUCUGAUUAGGGCUUGCGCCCAACCAACUAACCGACCCGGGACCGGAAUUUUUCGAGCUCCACCCUGGCGCAGCACCCUGCCCUGCAAAAUUCACCACGGCAGGAAAAUCCCACUUCGAAACCUCCCGGUCUUGCGAACCAGGAAGUUAUCGCCAAACAUCGAC